UUGGACCGGUUUCAUGGCUCCAGGAUGGAGGGGUUCCUGUCCACGUUCCCGCCGUACCUUGCCCUCGGACCAGCUCAGGACUGCGGCUGGGCAAAGAGAGAGGGCCGCUUCAUGACCCCUCAGGGCCUCAACUACCUGGAGCUCUGCAAGGCCAUCCUGUCGCAGGUAAACCCGGGUCUGCCUCCUCAGUUCAGGAGGGCCAACACUAAAGAGUGCGGGGUGCAGGUCAACGCCAAAGUGGAUCAAAUCGUGCAGUGCUCUCUGGGACCCAAAACGCUGCAGUGCCUGGAGGGAGACCAUCCUCCUACACCUUCUAAGUCCCCUAAAACCCCGGAUCUGUUCAAACCGGACGGGAAGGCGCAGUGCUUCACACCUCCAGUCAGCAACCUGCGCUUCAUGAGACCAGUCUCCAUCUAUUCCCCCGUGUUUGACCGCAGGAUCCUCCUGAAGAAGCUCGGGGAGGAUGGAGGAAGUGACGGAGAGGCUGAGGCUGAGGAGCAAGACCCUGAGAAGGAGGUGAAGACUGAGCACUGCUGCGAGGACCCAGUGAAGGACUACAAGAGUGCUUUCAACAGGUCUGCAAAGGGGUCUAACUUUCAGUUCCUGGAGCAGAGGUAUGGAUUUUUCCACUGCAAGAAAUGUAACAUCCGGUGGGAGAGUGCUUAUGUGUGGUGCAUCUCGGGAACCAGUAAGGUGUACUACAAGCAGCUCUGCCGGAAGUGUCAAGUGGGGUUUAACCCCUACAGAGUGGAGUCCAUCCUCUGCAAGGGCUGCUCUCAGACUUGCUGCACCUGUGAGAAGAAGCAGAGGCACAUCAACAUGAAGAGGCCUCACCGCCAGGACCUGUGCUGUCGCUGCAAGGGCAUGAGGCUGUCCUGUGACGCCACCUACAGCUUCAAAUACAUCGUCUGAGCCGCACCGCACGACCGGCAGAGACAUCGCUCCUGCACAUGUCGGGGAGUGGAAGUUGCCUCCGGUGAAAAGACUCAAAGGGAUUUUCUUUUUUACUCUCCCAAACAGGAAGUAGAUGAAUCUCUAUAUGAGUUGUUUAUUUGAAGCAACUUCUCACCACCUGCCUUUGUUUCUCUCCAGUGAUCCUGGUGCUUUACAUGAAAACUGUUGUUCUGAGAAACAAAUAAAUGAUAUGAAUGAAAAAUGCA
Molecule: messenger RNA, 1160 nt
Organism: Notolabrus celidotus (New Zealand spotty)
Lineage: Eukaryota; Metazoa; Chordata; Actinopteri; Labriformes; Labridae
Gene: zar1l
Product: zygote arrest 1-like
Exons: 4
Coding region: 25-912 (295 amino acids)
Biological process (GO): translation
Cellular component (GO): cytoplasm
Molecular function (GO): mRNA base-pairing post-transcriptional repressor activity
Source: RefSeq, a predicted model, not a curated record